CUUGCACCGUAUCCGUACAAGGAUGAAUUAAAAUGUAUGACUAUUCAGUCAGGAGUACCAUCAACAAGGGAGAUACUGUACAGUAGGAGUAACUUUCUGUCACUCCCCUAGGUACUGUAGGAGUCACUCCCUUAUCACCAAGCUAAUUUUCAUUCCUGCCAUACUGGAAUGUGGAAAGGGAAGAAAAACAAGUUCAACACUUACAUACAGUAGCUAUAUUGAUGUGCCAGUAGGCAUUGGGUUUGAUGUCCUUCAAUCAGGAAACAUCAGGCUAGAAAAUAGAAAUACAUCAAGCUGACCUGUACGGUCACCCUACGGAACAUCCAAAUGAAAAGCAUUGUAAAAUCUAAAUAGCUCUGCAGAUGUGAUGGAAACACAGCAUAUCCUGGUCUGGCGUAUUUGUCUGAUCCUGGCCCUCUUGCCCCACUCACACCAAUGCCUGUCAGUGCAUUUCCAGAACAAGGGUCUCCUUUAUGUGGCUCCGGGGAGAGACCUGGUCCUGCGGGCCCAGUUCCAGAUUACACCAACAGAGAAGAUCAUCAUGGUGAUUUGGGACCGCCAGACUGAGAAGGGUCAGGGACAGGUCAGGCUGGCCGAUCACCAAGAAGCACCUGGCAAUCCUCUAGACCAGAAGGGGGCCUUAUUUAGGGUGGAGAAUAUAAGUUCAUCUAACUUUGGAGUCUACACCAUCACUGUGACUGACCAGAUGGGGAACGAGCAAUCAGCAAAUAUACUUGUUAGAGAGAUUGUUUCUGCUCCUGUGGCGUCUUUGUCGCUCCAGUGUGAGGUGGCCAAUGACAGGGCACAGUGGGACAGCCCUGUGUUUUCCUGGUUGGUGGAUGGGGUAGAGCUGUCCAAUCAGACAGCCAAUCUCUCUGCAGAUGGCAGGAGACUCUACGUGUCCGGAAUGAAGGGCCACAACUACACCUGCGUUGUCAACAGCAGUCUGGGGACAAGUGUCACAUACUACAUCACUGAUUCUCCUACACCAUCCCAAAGUAACCAAUUCUGGAAGAUUGGUAUACUAUUGGCCAUCAUCAUAGUGCUUCUAAUCACAUGUGGAUAUCUCUCCUGGAAAUGCGUACAGCGGAGGACGACUGGGACUAUAUGACCUUAGGAGGUCCAUCGCGUUCCAUUAUCAGUCUUAUUUAUGACACUUUGUUACACACUGCACGAUCACACAAGUCUUUGGCACAUGCGGAGACAGUGAUAUGAGGAGUUUAAGGUAAUAUUCUAUUGCAACAAGUCACACUAAAAGACCAAAUAUCAUUCCUAUCAAGAGCUGUGGCCCUAUUCACCAUCAAUCAAAUAUAUUGAUAUGCCUAUUUAUCAAAUUAAAAUUGUAUUGGUCACAUACACAUAUUUAGCAGAUGUUAUUGCGGGUAUAGCGAAAUGCUUGUUAUUGGUGUAUUUAUAUGCCUAUUUGUGGUAUUUAUUUAUGCAGUGUCCACACAUAUAUUUGGACUAAUUAUAUCUUUGAAUCUUUUGUUUUUAAAGUACUGUAUGCCAUCACAUUUACAUUGUGCACAUGUACAAAUACUUUCAAAUUAACCUAAACUUAAACCUACUUUUGUGAUGCCUAUGUAUUCUAUAAAGCAAAUGGGGGAAAAAUGCACAUUAUUGUGACGGUGCAUGUGUGCAUUUAACCUAUUUCGUAACCUGUGAGGAAAUCUUUGUAAGAGUCCACUUUGCCACACUUCCAUAGGAGACAGUGAAGAGACAUAGAAACACAGCACCUAUUUAAUAGCGCCAUCCACUGGCUGGUUUUAGAAAUUCCUCUAUUCAUAAUAACACUUCAAGGUGCAACUUUGGUUUUAGAAGUGGGGGGCGUCUGCAUGGUCAUGGUCCUACCUGACCGCUCGGAGGCGUCUGCAUGGUCCCAAAGAACACUGUUGCCUCGUUUUAUAUGACAUUCUAAAUGACAAAACUGGGGGGGACAAAAAAGCUAAUUCAGAAUGUGGGGGGGGACAUUUUGUUCAUGGAUGUCAUUGUCAUUCACAGAGAACUUGAAUUGAAAAUACUGUAUUGUUAAUUGUUUUUGCAAAUGUAGAUAAGUUGAUUUAAUUAAAGUCGCAAUCCAGUCUCCUUUUCACCUGAUUUACUUAACAAACGGCACUUUGUGGUCCAGGUAUGUUCAUGACAUAGCACAAGUGGAAGGUGGGCCUUUCUACAUUUGUUCUCUAUUGCUCCUCUAUUGUUUCUGCAAGCAAAAGGGGAGACCGAUGACAUUAGAGGGCACUAUCAGCCCAGCUCCUUGAAUGGCCUACUCCAAGCACGAACCACCGCAUUUAACCUUGGCAAGGUGACGGGGAAUAUGGUAGAAUACAAAUAGAGUAGUUCCCUCCGCAAGGCAAUCAAACAGGCAAAACAUCAACAUCGAAACAAAGUUUAGUCGCAAUUCAACAGCUCAGACAUGACACAUAUGUGGCAGGGUUUACAGACAAUCACGGACCACAAAAGGAAAACCAGCCACGUUGCCGAGACCGCCGUCUGCACCCAGACAAACUAAACACGCUCUUUGCCCGCUUUGAGGACAACACAGGGACACCGACGCGGCCAGGUACCAAGGACUGUCGGAUCGCCAUGGCCGACGUGAGUAAGACAUUUAAACGUGUUAAUCCUCGCAAGGCUGCCAGCCCAGACGGCAUCCCUAGCUGCGUCCUCAGAGCAUGCGCAGACCAGCUGGCUGGUGUGUUAACGGACAUACUCUCCCUAUCCCAUUCUGCUGUCCCCACAUGCUUCAAAAUGGCCACCAUUGUUCCUGUAGCCAAGAAUGCAAAGGUAACUGAUCUAAAUGACCAUCGCCCCAUCCUGACAUGACCCUCCAGCAUGACAAUGCCACCAGCCAUACUGCUCGUUCUGUGCGUGAUUUCCUGCAAGACAGGAAUGUCAGUGUUCUGCCAUGGCCAGCGGAGAGCCCGGAUCUCAAUCCCACUGAGCACAUCUGGGACCUGUUGGAUCGGAGGUUGAGGGCUAGGGCCAUUCCCCCAGAAAUGUCCGGGAACUUGGUAGAAGAAGGGGUAAGAUCUCACAGCAAGAACGGGCAAAUCUGGUGCAGUCCAUGAGGAGGAGAUGCACUGCAGUACUUAAUGCAGCUGGUGGCCACACCAGAUACUGACUGUUACUUUUAUUUUGACCCCCCCCUUUGUUUCAGGGACACAUUAUUCCAUUUCUGUUCGUCACAUGUCUGUGGAACUUGUUCAGUUUAUGUCUCAGUUGUUGAAUCUUGUUAUGUUCAUACAAAUAUUUACACGUUAUGUUUGCUGAAAAUAAACGCAGUUGACAGU
Molecule: messenger RNA, 3287 nt
Organism: Salvelinus fontinalis (brook trout)
Lineage: Eukaryota; Metazoa; Chordata; Actinopteri; Salmoniformes; Salmonidae
Exons: 6
Coding region: 368-1111 (247 amino acids)
Source: RefSeq, a predicted model, not a curated record